AAUGAGCCUUGUUUAGUGCCAUUACUUCAGUUCAGCCAGAGACCACUCUGUGCGUCUCUCUGUGCGCGUCUCUCGGAUACUCCGCUGCUCAACCUCACUGGACAAUACAACCUGCUUUAAUAAUAGCAUAUGUUGCAUUUGGAACUACAAGACAUCUAUCUAGAUGGAAUUAACGUUGUAUUUAAUACUAAUCGGGAGUGGUUGAAGAAGAAGCGCGUGUUUUCCUCAAAGGAAAUUCGGAGUGCAUGGUUGUCUUUCUGACUAUGGAAUUAAGGCGAUCAAUGAAAAGUUGGAUUUUAUGAACAGCGACUCAUUGCCUUGGAUCCAUAAAAUGGAGAGAUAAAGCGUGUAACUCCCCAAGCUUAAGAAGGAGAACGUAUUUGGCACCACCACACAGGGAGAGGAAAUGCACAGAGCCUGGGUACUCCUUAUUCUGAUAGAAGAGGGAUUUGCUCUGGCACAGAGAACUAAAGAGUCCUUUUCUCAGAAUGAAAGCAGUCCACCUCAGAAUCUUAACGAAUGUGGCACCUGGGUCCGCAACAUCAACGGGGGAGUCUUCACAUCCCCCAACUACCCCAACACAUACCCCCCUAACAAGGAGUGUGUUUACAUCUUGGAAGCUCUCCCUCGUCAAAGAAUCCAGUUGGCCUUUGAUAAGAACUACUACAUGGAGCCCUCCUUUGAGUGCCGCUUUGAUCAUAUCGAGGUACGGGAUGGUCCAUUUGGCUUCUCACCGAUCAUCGACCGCUUCUGUGGGUCGAAGAGCCCAGGCCUGGUCACAUCCACGGGCCGCUUCAUGUGGAUCAAGUUCACCAGCGACGAGGAGCUGGAGGGUGUUGGGUUCCGUAUCAAAUACACCUUUAUAGCAGACCCAGAUUUUCAUCUGCAUGUGGGUGGACUGUUAAACCCGAUUCCAGAUUGUCAGUUUGAGAUUGGUGGCUAUGAUGGUGUUAUCCGCUCCAGUCAGGUAGAAGAGGAGGAUAAGAUUAAGACUGGUGAUGCUCUGGACUGUAUCUGGACCAUCCGCGCUCCUCCUCAGUCCAAGAUUUACAUUCGGUUCCUGGAAUACCAGAUGGAGCACUCCAACGAGUGCAAUAAGAACUUUGUGGCAGUGUACGAUGGCAGCAGUGCCAUAGAAAACCUAAAGGCCAAGUUCUGCAGCACCGUGGCUAAUGACGUCAUGCUAGCCAACGGGGUGGGAGUGGUGAGGAUGUGGGCCGAUGAGAAGAGCCGACUCAGCCGCUUCCAGAUGCUCUUCACCUCAUUCGUCGACCCCCCGUGCAAUAGCAACACGUUCUUUUGCCAUAGCAACAUGUGCAUCAAUAACUCAUUGGUGUGUAAUGGGGUUCAAAAUUGUGUCUACCCCUGGGAUGAGAACCAUUGUAAGGAGAAGAAAUCCAAUGGCCUGUUCCAUCAGAUCACUAAUACCCACGGCACGGUGAUCGGCGUGUCCUCAGGCGUGGUUCUAGUCCUACUCAUCAUCUCCAUCCUGGUCCAGAUGAAGCAGCCUAGGAAGAAGUUGGUAGCCCGCCGGCCAGUCUUCAACAAGGCUGGCUUCCAGGAGGUCUUUGACCCUCCCCAUUACGAGCUUUUCUCCCUCCGUGACAAGGAGAUCUCCUCUGACCUGGCCGACCUAUCAGAGGAGCUGGAGAGCUACCACAAGCUGCGCCGCUCCUCCACCACGUCGCGCUGUGUCCACGAGCACCAUUGUGGCUUGCAGGCCUCGGGGGGCAGCAUGAAGCAGAGCCGCACCACCCUCAGCUCCAUGGAGCUCUCCUACCACAACGACUUCUCCAAGCCCCCGCCCAUGAAGACCUUUAACAGCACCUAUAAGAAAAGCUGCUACGGCUACCAACAGACUCACGACUGCGCCGAGAAGGUCAUUGAAGACCGCGUCAUGGAGGAGAUCCCCUGUGAGAUCUACGUCCGCGGCGGAGCGGCCGGGCCAAGCGCUGGAAGCACUGGGCCAGGAGGCUGUGGCACUCUCAGCUCCCGCAACGGGGGCCGCAAUAACACCAGCAUCGUCGACCCCCAGCAGCGCUCAAUGUCCAUGGACUUCUAGGCGGAG
Messenger RNA from Coregonus clupeaformis (lake whitefish), 2068 nucleotides. Its product is annotated as neuropilin and tolloid-like protein 2. The transcript is spliced from 9 exons. Lineage: Eukaryota; Metazoa; Chordata; Actinopteri; Salmoniformes; Salmonidae. Gene Ontology annotation, molecular function: protein binding. The record is from RefSeq and is a predicted model, not a curated record. Bases 407 to 2062 code for a protein of 551 amino acids.